Messenger RNA from Rodentolepis nana, 291 nucleotides. The record is from the annotation of a GenBank genome assembly. Lineage: Eukaryota; Metazoa; Platyhelminthes; Cestoda; Cyclophyllidea; Hymenolepididae.
ACUCCAUUGCCAGUGGCUUCUCAACCCACCACCACGACGUUCGGAUCCUGUGCGGUAAAUGAGGUGAUCCCUGUGGCUCCUAUCUCCGAGGAGCGGGCCACACGGACGCUGUCGAGGAUUAAACUCCUCAACCGCAUUAGGAAUGUCAUUCUCACGCAUGAACAUCUGGAGGAGAGGUUGGUGUUGUGUCAAAGAUCUUCUGAUCUCCCAGAAUGGUGGGUGCCUGGACAGCAUGAUAGAGAGCUAUUGGAGGCGGUCGCACGCGUCCCUCCCAUCUACGCUGAUGUUUAG